GCGCGGCCGUUGGGUUGCCCUCCCCGCGCAUGCGCGGUGCCAGACUCUGAGGAGAUGUGAGGGAGAGAGAGGGAGAGAGCAAAGCAGGCGCUGGGCUGAGUCACUGACUGAAGGAGAAGAAGAAGGAGGAGGAGAAGGGCGCCUUCCUCCGUUCUCCUCCUUGUUCUCGGGGAUGCGGCGUCCCUGAGGCCGAGGCCCUCUUCUUCCCCGCUCCUCGUCCUCGUCCUGGGCCUGGCCUUCUCCUUCCCUCCCCCGCCGGCACCAUGAUGGAGGAGAUGGACCGCUUCCAAGUGCCCGCCGUCAGGGCCGAGAUGCAGCCUCUGGAUCCAACAGCAGCCUCCAUCUCUGACAGAGACUGUGAUCCGAGGGAGGGAGAGACCGUCGCCAUGAAUUACAAACCGUCCCCACUACAAGUGAAAUUAGAGAAACAGAGGGAGUUGGCUCGGAAGGGGUCUCUGAAAAAUGGCAACAUGGGGAGCCCCGUCAACCAACAGCCCAAGAAGAACAACGUCAUGGCCCGGACAAGGCUGGUUGUCCCUAACAAAGGCUAUUCUUCAUUAGAUCAAAGUCCUGACGAAAAGCCAUUGGUAGCGCUGGAUACAGACAGUGAUGAUGACUUUGACAUGUCUAGAUAUUCCUCCUCGGGAUACUCUUCAGCUGAGCAGAUCAACCAGGACUUGAACAUCCAGCUGCUCAAGGACGGCUACCGGUUAGACGAGAUCCCGGACGACGAGGACCUGGACCUCAUCCCCCCGAAGUCGGUGAACCCCACCUGCAUGUGCUGCCAAGCCACCUCCUCCACCGCCUGCCACAUCCAGUAAUGAAGCGAGGGAGGCCUGGCGAGGGGCGACGAUCAGUGCUUUCCACGAUAACUGUAAAACUUAACAGCCAUUGCUUCCUCCUAUGGUAGGACGUGCACCUCUUUGUGUUCAUGGAGCCAGGAGAAACCAAAAACAAAACAAAACAAAACAAAUAUUUCAUUUUA
Molecule: messenger RNA, 985 nt
Organism: Anolis sagrei ordinatus
Lineage: Eukaryota; Metazoa; Chordata; Lepidosauria; Squamata; Anolidae
Gene: FAM219A
Product: family with sequence similarity 219 member A
Source: RefSeq, a predicted model, not a curated record